GCAGGGGUGGGGGCGGGGCGAGCGCCGCGAACCUGGGAAGCGGAUCUGACCGCGCAGUUCGCACUGUCAGGUCUGGGCGGGCCCAGAGAGGGACCCCCUAGCCGCUCUCCCCAUGGGGAUGUGUUUUCCCUGUCCGGGGGAGUCCGCGCCUCCCUCGCCGGACCUGGAAGAGAAAAGAGCAAAGCUUGCAGAGGCUGCAGAGAGAAGACAGAAGGAGGCUGCAUCUCGGGGCAUUUUGGAUGUUCGGUCUGUGGAAGAAAAGAGAAAGAAAAAGGAAAAAAUAGAAAAACAAAUUGCUACAUCUGGGCCCCCACCAGAAGGUGGACUUAGGUGGACAGUUUCAUAAGCGUAACGUGAGUAGAAAAGUCUACUGCCAGUAACUAAUAUCUGCAAUCAAGUGGACGUCCGCAGCCUAAUGUCUUCUCUUUGAAUAAAUAAAAUAAUUUAUUGUAAUUGUAGUGCCAUUAAAUGCAGUCAGUGCUUUUCCAGUAUUGAUAGACUGAAACUGUUUUUGAUGUUCAAACUUAGAAAAUGGCCAGACCCUUCAACACAUACUUAUUUUCUUACAUUUGCUCUUGUGCAGGUAGUGGGUGAUUUGCCAUUUUUUAGUAAUUAAAACAUGGACCUAAAUAGUGAAUAUAUAUAUAUAUGUCGCAUGCAAAAAGUCUGCAUACACCUCAGACAUUAAAGUUUGCCAUUGUAUUUUCUCUCCUUUAUACGAUGACCUAGCAAUCUAUAUUUUUCUGCUUAGCCUUGUAUCUUUUUUUAUUUCAUUAUCUAUGAAGGCUUUUGCUUAAAAUUAUGGACUUUGUGCCUUUAAACUGAUCAUCAGGGAAAAUGUUGAAAAAUCAUUUGAAGGGCUUAUCUGAAGGGACACUGUAAAUUUUUGUAUCUUACCAAUGAAAGAGUAAUGAAAAUUUGUAGAAACUGUUGAAUUUCUCCUAAUUUAUUUUCUAUUUCUGUGGCUUAUAAAAUUAACAUGUAGGGUUUUACAUUGCAAUAAAAGUGUUUUUUUGCUUGCUGAA
This is a messenger RNA of Leopardus geoffroyi (Geoffroy's cat), 1025 nucleotides long. RefSeq names its product small VCP interacting protein (gene SVIP). Lineage: Eukaryota; Metazoa; Chordata; Mammalia; Carnivora; Felidae. Gene Ontology annotation, biological process: negative regulation of VCP-NPL4-UFD1 AAA ATPase complex assembly; negative regulation of retrograde protein transport, ER to cytosol; positive regulation of autophagy. The coding region runs from base 113 to 346 and encodes 77 amino acids. Gene Ontology annotation, cellular component: endoplasmic reticulum membrane. The transcript is spliced from 4 exons. The record is from RefSeq and is a predicted model, not a curated record.